GGUCAGGUUUCCUCCUUUGCUUCAACCUUUUCUUCUUUUCUUUUCAUCAACCAAGAACAUCUCGAUCACGAAACCUACUUUCACUAAAGAAUCAAACUUUACGUAUUCCGAACACAAAGUACCUCACCGUCUACCUACUUUCAGACACCUUCAUCAAUCCAUAUCUACCCACUCUCCACUUGCGCAUACCGAUAUCUGCAUACCUCGAUCCACGUUUCUACCAACUCAUUGAACGAACUCAGCAUACAUCUUAUUACCCCUCAUCGUUAAGACAUAAAACCUAUUUCAAGACAACUUGCUCCCUCUAAAAUAUAACAUGUCAAACCAGUAUGACCGAAAUGGAAAUGCAAUUGAUCGACAAGAUUACCAUAGAUUUGAAGAGAUGGACAAAAGCGUCCGCUUCGAUCCUAAAGCCAGACACAAAGACAUCAGAUCUGGCAGGUUCCCUGACCAGAUUAACAGAGAUAUGACACACGCAGAUCAAGAGAGGGAACGCCAAAUCCAGGCGCAACAAGAGAGGUCUCAACGGGAACAGGAUUAUGCACGAACACACCAAGCAGGCGGUAGUUCCAGUGCUGAUGGAAAGGGAAAGGGGGUCAAAAGGGCUUACGACCCUGUGAGGGACCCCGAGAACAGACGAUAGACCUCUGUGCGCUGUUGAAACUGGGAAUCCUAGUGACAACGACAUCGGCCAUUCCGGCGGCAAUAAAGAAAUUCGUGCCUUGGAAGAGUUCUCACUUGUAUAACAUAAAAUUUCCUUAACAUUGACGCAAGGCUUCAUUCACAUUCUUUCUCAUACGGUUGGGUCUCAGCAAGAUAGAACACAGGAAUAGACUUGCAUGUUUUCGGGGGGAGGGGGACCUAAGGAAUUCUAGGCGCAAUCGGAGUUCCACAGAGAGGAAUCAAAAAGGAGUAAUCAAAAUAGGCGAUUUGCGACCGUUACACUCAUUGUAUUUUCAAAUCGUCGGUUUUUUGGCAUUCGUUACAGUAGCUUGACCUUUUAUAGCUUCCAAUACUACGA
This is a messenger RNA of Botrytis cinerea B05.10, 1021 nucleotides long. RefSeq lists its product as hypothetical. The transcript has a single exon. The coding region runs from base 317 to 643 and encodes 108 amino acids. NCBI's taxonomy places the organism in Eukaryota, Fungi, Ascomycota, Leotiomycetes, Helotiales, Sclerotiniaceae. The record is from RefSeq and is a predicted model, not a curated record.